This is a messenger RNA of Didymodactylos carnosus, 783 nucleotides long. The record is from the annotation of a GenBank genome assembly. Lineage: Eukaryota; Metazoa; Rotifera; Eurotatoria; Philodinida; Philodinidae.
AUGUCCAACAAUCCAUGGCUUCAAAUCUUCCAUUCACGUCCCUCAGCUAAGUACCAAGUGUUCAUAUUUCCUGGUGCAGGAUCUGCAGGUUACGUCUAUCAAACAUGGGACACAAACUUUCCUAUCUAUGAAUUUGCCUUAGUAGAAUAUCCGGGUCGUUUUAGUCGUUUCGGUGAAGAACCAUUUCGUACGUUAAAGGAAUAUAUUCAACAAUUAGAUAAGUGGCUAGUGCCGUCGAUUCGAAAGCCAUGUGUAUUUAUUGGUCACAGCCUAGGAACUGCAAUUAGUUUUGCACUAGCUAAACAUAUGGUUGAUAUGAAAAAGAAAAAUGAGAUGAUUAAGUUAAUGGUAAUGUUAGGAAGAGGCCCGCCGCAUUUAAAAGAUCCCAGUACAACUACUAUCUAUGAUGAUCCUGAUAUCAUGCAAAUGAUUAUACCUAUGUUAAAAGCUGAUUCAUUGGUCGCCGAUGAAUUACAACCAAAAACUCUGUUAGAUAUACCGAUUAUUGUUUAUGGUGGUGACAAAGAAGAAAAUGUGGAUGAAGCGCUUUUGAAGAGGUGGGCUGAAUUAACAACUGUCGAAGAUUUUUUUCGUGUACGUAUGUUUCAUGGGCAUCAUAUGUUUCAUUCUGAGUGUGGUGAAAAUGUAGUGAAAUGUUUAAAAGAAGAUCUGACGAAUAUAGUGGAGAAGCCACAAGACGAAAUCACCUAUUUAACUAGUUACAGCGUUGAAGAUAUGUCCGGCAACAUUAAUGAUGAAAAACAAAAAGUAGCUGCACUCUGA